Klebsormidium nitens is the source of this 1377-nucleotide messenger RNA. NCBI's taxonomy places the organism in Eukaryota, Viridiplantae, Streptophyta, Klebsormidiophyceae, Klebsormidiales, Klebsormidiaceae. The record is from the annotation of a GenBank genome assembly.
CCAUGAUCAGCCGAAGAGCGCCAUAAGGGCGCUGUCAUUCGGCUCAAUAAAACCCUAUAGCGUUGCAAAAGCUUUCUGCAAAAUCGCACUUCAGACGAAAGAAGCCAGAGCUUCUUCUCAUCCCUGUGGAGACGACGUGUCGCUUGCUCAAACGUUGACAAUGGCUUCCGCCACCUGCUCGUUGCUGCUGAACUCUGCAGGCUUAGCAGCCUGCCCUUGCAAGACUUUCAAUGCUGCGGGCCGUGAUGAGGCGGCAGCCUUGCAUUCUGCUCGGAGUCUCUUUGCAGGAAGAGGUUCCGAGGCCAUUCGGAAGCAACCAUCUGGAUUUGUUUCAAAACCUGAGCGCCACACUGCUGCAGCAACAAGGUGUCAAGUCCCAGAUCCUGUUUCUGAUGAAGGGCGUGUCAGUCGAAGAGCCGCUUGUCUGGGGGUUUUAGGAGCAGCGCUGGCAUCGUCGGUGCAAAAAACUGGGGAAGCAAAUGCAAGGGAGUUGGAGGUUGGCGCUCUCUACCCUGCCGCCCCAGACCCGUCGUAUGUGAUCUUCAAGCCCACCCCCAAUCAGACGCCAGCCUUGAGGGCCGGGAAUCUGUCUCCCUACCAGUUCUGGAUCCCCCCAUCCUGGAAAGAAGCCAGGGUUGCAAACAUUCUUAGCGGGAACUACUGCCAACCAAAGUGUGCAGAGCCGUGGGUAGAGGCAAAGUUCGAGAGCCCGAAGCAGGGCGCAAUCCAGGUCAUCAUCAGCCCUCUUGUGAGGCUGACGAACGUGCCUGGCGCCAGCAUUGAGAGCAUCGGGUCUGCUGAUGACAUCAUCAACUCCCUUGGGCAGUUUGUCACUGGAAACUCGAUUGAGCCCGAGGAGAUUGUCGAAGUCAACAGCAAAAAGGACGGGAGCAGGACCUAUUACUCGUACACAGUGGACUCCCCUUAUGCAAAGAACGGCACCCACAACUUGGCUGUAGCGACGGCCAAGGACAACGCCGUCUAUCUCUUCGUCGUCAGCGCAAACGACAAGCAGUGGUCGACGAAUGAAAAAGUGUUGAGGACGAUCCAGCAGUCGUUCGUAGUGUAACAUAGCAAGGCGCGACUGCCCCUAAUCAAUCGAGUUGUUGAGCUUAACGAAAAAGCGUGCCUGUGAUAGUGGGUAUCCUGGAACAGUGGAUGAGGAUGUUGACGAGGAUGUUCGUUAGAAAGCACAGUUUUGUUCUUCGAGUAUGUUAAGUUUCGCUGUCUUCAAUUGACUGUUGUCAAAACUACUGACUCUGCGCACCAGCCUACAGCUGUUCAUGCUCAGAGCUCCCCCUGGUUUCGUUAAGUCAGUAUACUUCAACCUUGCUCGACGACGACGCUGUACCCCUUUGCUAGCCAGUGGAAUGAGGC